Molecule: messenger RNA, 4801 nt
Organism: Mauremys mutica (yellowpond turtle)
Lineage: Eukaryota; Metazoa; Chordata; Testudines; Geoemydidae
Gene: UHMK1
Product: U2AF homology motif kinase 1
Exons: 8
Coding region: 5-1240 (411 amino acids)
Biological process (GO): regulation of protein export from nucleus; peptidyl-serine phosphorylation; positive regulation of translational initiation
Cellular component (GO): nucleus; neuronal ribonucleoprotein granule
Molecular function (GO): ribonucleoprotein complex binding; ATP binding; protein serine/threonine kinase activity
Source: RefSeq, a predicted model, not a curated record
GGCGAUGGCCGGGGCCCCGCUGCUGGAGGCGCUGGGCCGCCUGUGGCAGGUGCAGGCCCAGCUCGGCAGCGGCGCCUCCGCCUCCGUGUUCCGCGUGCGCUGCUGCGGGGACUCGCACGCUCCGCUCGGCGCCGUCAAGGAGUUCGUGCCCCCGGCGCGGCCCGGGCCUGCCGCCCGCAGCGCCCCGGAGUACGGCUUCGGCAAGGAGCGCGCCGCGCUGGAGCAGCUGCGGGGCCACCGCAACAUCGUGACGCUGUACGGCGUGUUCACCAACCACUUCUCUGCAAAUGGCCCUUCCCGCUGCCUCCUGCUGGAGCUGCUGGACAUCAGUGUGUCAGAGCUGCUUCUCUACUCCAGCCAUCAGGGUUGCUCCAUGUGGAUGAUCCAGCACUGUGCCCGUGAUGUGUUAGAAGCCCUGUCUUUCCUUCACCACAAAGGCUAUGUGCAUGCAGACCUCAAGCCACGCAACAUCUUGUGGAGCGCAGAGGAAGAGUGUUUUAAACUCAUUGACUUUGGGCUUAGCUUCAAAGAGGGGAAUCAGGAUGUGAAAUAUAUUCAGACAGACGGGUAUCGGGCUCCAGAGGCAGAGCUGCAGAACUGCCUGGCUCAGGCGGGGCUCCAGAGUGAAACGGAAUGUACCUCUGCUGUAGAUCUGUGGAGUCUAGGAAUCGUUUUACUGGAAAUGUUCUCGGGAAUGAAACUGAAACAUACUGUCCAAUCGCAGGAAUGGAAAACAAACAGUUCUGCCAUCAUUGAUCACAUUUUUGCCAGUGAAGGUGUGGUAAAUUCAGCCAUCCCAGCCUAUCACCUCAGAGACCUUAUCAAGAGCAUGCUUCAUGAUGACCAAGCGAAAAGAGUCACUGCUGCAAAGGCCCUGUGCAGCCCCUUCUUCAGCAUUCCCUUCGCUCCCCAUAUUGAAGAUCUGGUGAUGCUUCCAACUCCAGUGCUAAGGCUGCUCAAUGUCUUGAGUGAUGCUUCUCUUCAGAGUGAAGAAGAAUAUGAAGAUGUGCUGGAAGACAUAAGAGAGGAGUGUCAGAAAUAUGGCCCGGUGGUUUCCAUGCUUGUUCCAAAGGAGAAUCCUGGCAAAGGCCAAGUCUUCGUUGAAUAUGCAAAUGCUGGUGAUUCCAAAGCUGCCCAGAAAUUGCUCACUGGAAGGAUGUUUGAUGGCAAGUUUGUUGUGGCUACGUUUUACCCCCUGAGUGCCUAUAAGAGAGGGUAUCUGUACCAAACAUUGCUCUAGCAGCAGCAGCCAUCAGGAGAGUCGGCAGCGCUUCUUCCUCAUUUCAGUGUGUUCUGCAGUUGAAUGUACAAAGAGCUUCCUAGCCCUGCUUUUGAGUAGUUUUGAAAGGAGAUCUGCACAGGACAGAACUGGGCUUUUGCCCUCUAGUGCUGCUUUGUCCUGUACAAAGGUAGCCCAGGUGGCUUUAAAAUGAUCUGUGUUCUGCUUGUUUGGUUACAUUAGAGAUGUGGCUCUUGCCUACCCUGGAAGGCUCUCGAGUGACUGGAGUAAGUAGUGGCAUUGCCAUUACAGGAGACUCAAUAUGUAAGCAAUUGAGGUUAAGUCUGGUUCAGACUGUUAAAAAUGUUGCUUGUGUCUUGACACUAAUGAUCGACUAGUGUUUUGGGAAAGGAUCUCUCUGUUAAAUAUUCAUCACGGAGUGAGAAACCCCCCCACCCCAUACACAUGCUCUGAGACACCCAGGAGGCCCUCCAGAAAGAACAGGAAAGACUACACUUUUUUUUCCUGUUAUCUAAGGUAAAAAGACAAGCAGAAGCCCCUGCAUCUCUGGGGUGGGUGGGGGAGGCUUCAGGUCUUUACACCCCAUAAAGUAGUGGCCAUCUGGCCUGUGGGGUUAUGCUGUCACUGACAACUGGCCCAGGGAGACCAGUAAAAUUUCCUCCGCUCUAGUGUCAGCUGUUGUCUUGUUGGGAAACUGAUUGUCAGUGUCAGUGAAGGCAAACUGCUGCCUGAGAGCAGGGCACCUGCAGCAACGUGAGUUCACUUGUAUGGACAGGCUGGGCGAAUGUGGAAUCCAUUAAGCAUCUUUGGGGAAAGGACCAGUGUUAGUCCUUACCCCUGUAACACCAUGUAAUCUAGAGGUUACACAUUGCCUGUAGUAUGGACAUCCAUUGCUCUUAGUAUCUGUGCCAAAGAGUGCAUAGUGCAGAGGCAUUCCCGAGCCAGCAGGAUUCUGUAAAGGCCUGCUAGAGCACACAGCAUUCCUUUCAAGAACUCAGCAGGAUGUCUAUUCUGAAGACUUGUAAGGGAGAGCAAAUUUGUACCUGUCGUCAUUUGCUUGUUUGGCUUCUGUUGUAGCAUGUGUUUUUUUUGUUGCUUUAGCCAGUGUUGAUUUAUUGGAAUUGUGGCAGUAAGCAGAAAGCACUGACACUUUUGGCUCUCCAUAGGGUACACAAAGGGCCUGAGAAUACAAGUUCCUUUAGAACAAGGAUCCUUGAAAUAAUCCUACUUGACUGCUAAGGGCCUCUUCCAGGGUGAUGCAUUCUAGUGCCAGAAGGACUGUGGGGUUAGCAAGCACACCCGUUGGAUGCUCUUGGGGUUAGCAAGCACACUAGUUGGAUGCUGUUAGGAAAGAAACAGAUUGAGUGUGGCCCAUGUCACUGCUUCUCUCUCUUAACAGAAGAGCAGCCUAAAUUCGGCUCAUGCUCUACUUGCAGUGCUUCAGCAUUGAGCAAGAGCUGCUAGAACAGUAGUUCUCAAACUUUUGUACUGGUGACCCCUUUCACACAGCAAGCCACCUGAGUGCGACCCCUCCCCCGCUUGUAAAUUAAAAACACUUUUUUUAUAUUUAACACCAUUAUAAAUGGUGGAUGCAAAGCGGAGUUUGGGGUGGAGGCUGACAGCUCGCGACCUCCCAUCUAAUAACCUCACGUCCCCGUGAGAGGUCCCGAACCCCAGUUUGAGAAUCCCUGCGCUAGAAUGUAGUGUUUACAAACCCCACGUGCACAGCCCCCCCUCCUUUGAGUGAUAGGCACAGGCGGCGAGGAAGUAAAAUAACCCUAGGGGGUGUGGAAGCUGCUGCACCAGUUUUAGUGCUGAGGAGAUGCCUCUGAUCCCAAGCCCUGUCUAGAGAAAUCUUCUGGGGCAGUUGUUGAAGAGAUGUCCCUGCCUCACUCUGCACUGAGGCCGCUGCGCUUAUCCGGGCAAUGUGCUGCUAGCAUCCUGCCCAGGCUGGACUUCCAGCAUUCUGCACUUGACCUUUCCUGCUGAUAUUGCCAGUGUGUCGUGCGAGAGUCAGUCUGCAGCAUGUCAUAAGUCACUUGUCUUCAUUCCUUCUCUGUGCUGCUGUGAAGUGGCUACUGCCAUGCUGUAAUUAAAGUGUAAUUAAAAUUCCCAUUAUAAGCCCCAUUUUUAACCCUUCCCUAGCUCCUCCAGAAAGAGCCUGAUCUUCCUGAGUUUUUCUGUGCUGCUUCUCACUCAAGGUAGAGGCUUUUCUGAGGAGUUUGGUAAAAAUCCCAAAACAAAUUUUGAUGUUUUAAAAAUGAGCCUGUGAUUCAUUGAUCAGACUGUACCGAAGUGUGGUUCAGAGUAUCCCAAGCAGGGUUUCACCUGGGGACUCCAGCUGUGUGUGCUUUGUUUGUGUGUGCUUAGCUGGCCUUGCUGAGACAUGGCUCUGAGUAUCCAGGACCUAUAUUAGUGUUGGGUUUUCAGUGUGUGAAGAGCUGGUUCUAUAUUUAUGGAUGUUUAGUAUCUUGGUAGUUUAAACUACCAUGCUACUGACCUGACUGCUGCUAUCUGCCAGGCUGAGCCACAGGGGGAGGACACCAAGGGCUGUCUGUACUGGAGAUGAGGUCAUGUUAAUUAACACAACAUUCAAACAUUCUGGAUGUGAAGAUGGCCCUGUUCAGAUCAUUGUCAGCUGGCCCAUCACGUUCACACUCUGCUUAGACCCAGACCAUCCUGUUUAAAGGUGACCUUCCCCAAGGCUGACUAGCUUUGGCUGGGGGAGCUGUGCUGUGAUGGGAGGGCUCUGAGGAGCACAUAAAGGGGGUGGCGUUAAGCCAUGGGCUUGGGGAAAGAGCAUGCAUGGAGGGAGGGGGUGAUGGGAGCCCAGAAAGGGACCAUGAGGAGGAGACAGUAGGGCAUGCACAGGCAUGGCAGGAACUCAGGAUGGGGGUACCGAGGAGUGCGAAGAGACCAUGGGGUGCCUGGCUAGCACAGAGCGGGGGUGGGGAAGAUGCAGUGUUUUGUCUUUGGCAGGCCUGCACAACUCGUAAAGCGGCAAGAGCCAUAUUACUGCACAGAAAACAGCUGAGGGCCAAACCCAUGCACCCCCAGCGCCACUGAAACACCACCCCCCCAGCCCCUCUGAAACCCAACACACACACACACACAGCGCCGUCCACCCUGCGGAAACAAACCUUCCUUCCCCAGCGCCGCCCCGCCGAAACAGCUGUGAGCCAAAAAAGGUUUUUUUGGGGGGGAUGAUACUUUAUUAAGAAUUUUUCAAUUAAAGCAAACAAUUGUAUAUAUGGCACACUAGGGAGGCACUGACAGUGUGUGGAAGCCUGUAGUGUAGAGGGGGAAAGAAACAGCGUGCAUAGGAGUAAAAUAGGACCCAUCUCCUCUCUGCUCAGCCCCAUUGUCACACCCCUCUUCAGCCCCUAGCCCCCCCCCGCUGGAUUUCUGCAUCCCUCCUAGUCAGUCCCCCACCCACCACUCGCCUCUUUUCACCUCCUCCCUCCCCUGCCAGAAACCCCCAUGCCUGCCCCUAGAACCCCAGUUGGCUCACUGCUUGCCUCUUUGCCCACCUGCUCGCCUCUGACUCGCCACUCCCCCCUC